Messenger RNA from Hansenula anomala, 1002 nucleotides. RefSeq lists its product as uncharacterized. Lineage: Eukaryota; Fungi; Ascomycota; Saccharomycetes; Phaffomycetales; Wickerhamomycetaceae. Gene Ontology annotation, biological process: tRNA methylation. The annotation marks the transcript as partial. The record is from RefSeq and is a predicted model, not a curated record. The transcript has a single exon. Gene Ontology annotation, cellular component: tRNA (m1A) methyltransferase complex.
UUCACAACUUUUAAACCUGGUGAUGUUGUUUUAUUACGAUCAGUGGUUCGUGGUGAUAAAAUAUGGUUAUCUAAACCUUUGGAAUUCGGUGGUAAGACUGAUGUAAAUAACGGUUCAAUUAACCAUGAUAAAUUAUUCAAUCUUAGGUCAAGAAGCAUAUUGAAAUCCACAAAUGGUAAAUCAUCAUAUAUUGCAACAUUAGCAACUACUGAGGACUACAUAACUUUGGGUCAAAGAGAUGCUCAACCAAUCUACCCUUAUGAUGCAGCUGCUAUAGUGACAUUAGCUGAUUUACAUUAUGAUUUCCCAGAAUUAACAAAUGAUAAUCAAUUGGUCGGAUCACCAAUACAAAUCUUGGAGGCUGGUACUGGUCAUGGGUCAUUGGCAUUAGCCAUCUGUUCAAGAUUACAUCCAACAAAUUGUUUUUUGCAAAAAUUUAACGUUAGAGGUGGAAUAUUACAUUCGAUUGAUUGUAAUACAAAUCAUUCUAGAAGAGGUGAGAUUACAUUGGAACAUUUUAAAAGAGGGAUGUAUAGAGAUGAUGUAAAGUUCCAUCUUGCAGAAUCACCUGUGGAUUGGCUUCAAAAUCAUAGUGAAGGAUGGAAAUUGCUUGAAAAACAUGAUGAAUCUGAAAGCUUGGAAGAUAAAGAAGGAUUUUUAAGUGCAGCUUUCCUAGAUAUGCCAGAAAUUUCUUCCAAUGUUUCACAAAUUUCCAAAAAUUUAAAACAAGAUGCAUCAUUAGUUAUCUUUUGCCCUUCAGUAACUCAAAUAUUGGAAGUUAUUAAAACCAUUAAAGAUAGUGAAGGUGAAAUUAAACUUUCACAUAUUAGAACCAUUCAAUUAGCACCUGGUAUGGGUGGUGGAUUACAAGAUUGGGAUGUUAGAUUUACACAUAUCAGAGCUUCAAACGAAGAAGGAAUAGUUUGUCGACCAAAAGUUGCAUCAAGAGUUGUUGGAGGUGGAUUCGUGGCCAUUUUUAAAAAACUACCAAAUGAUGCUCAA